CAGGAUUCCGUGAUAAAAUACUCACUGAAGUUGUCGAGCGGCAGCGGGGAAGAAUAUGACGAAAAAAUCGAAAUUGACGCUGAAAAGGAAACAGAAACGUUUCACGUACCAAAGACUUCGCCUGACGAAGAAGCAGGAGAUAUAAUCUACGACUUUAAAAAGGUAAUAGAGUUUUAUUUUCAAUCUUGGAGGAAAAGGCCGUGCACAUAAGCGAUAGGGAGUAGCGUCCUUGGGAGUUUGUAACCCAUUUCGAAUCAUUAUGAAUUAUAAAAGGACAUGAUUCAAAGUGAUCUUAAAAUUCAGCUUUGCAAUAUAAUUGCCGUUGACGUUUGUGCCAUCACCGUCUUCUUUUCAAUUUUCAAGAUUUCUUCGGUCUUUUUUAAGACUUUCAUACUUAAGAUUAAAAAAAGCAAACAAGCGAACGCCAAAAAUAAAGAAACAAACAAACAAACAAAAAAUACGAAGCAGAAGCAAACGGAAACAAGCCAAAAACCAAACGUUGUUAUUGACCUGAUUUUUAAAAAAAAAGGAGACUGAGAGUUAGCAGCCCCAUUGAAGAGACGUUUCUAAUCAUUUCCAAAUAAAUGCUAUCUGAAUAGGUUAAUUAAUGCAUAGAAGCCCAGCAGAUUUACUUAAUGACCCUUCCAUAGGGGUCGGGCUAAAGUUCUGCGUAAGAGAUAUUUUUUAAACAAAAGUUUUAACUAGUUUAUUGAACACGAUAAGUCAUGCAUCUUAAAUUAAAUCUCAACAGAUCCAGUCAGUAAAGUUUACUGAAGCGUCAAUAUAAAUCAGUAUUUAAAACCUUUGAACGGUAUGAAUCCUUGCCGAAACUAUUCACCAAAAAUAUUUCUUUUUUUCUUUUUUGAUCAAUAAACGAUAUGGCACUUUAACGUAAAAACGUUACUUUGCUGGCAGAAUUUCUUUAAAAUGUUUUUGACAAGACUGUGAUUUCCACGCACAGCCAACGCUAACCGCCUCAGAGGCUUGGAAUUAGUCCAUGCGACGACUCACAUUGACUCAACAAAACGGCCAAAAUACUCUAUUUACUAAAAUGACGUGAAAGUUCGCGUGACAGUGAAAAUAUUAGGCUGAUUUAGCAACAGGACGGGAACGUCAGUUGACGACGGGAAAGCGCGCGGAAAGGACUAAACACGACUUCCGGUGCUCAAUUUGUUGCUCUGCCAUUGGUCAAGAUGGUCAAGCCAGUUGUUUGGUUUGCGCGCGCCGUCGUCAACUGACGUUCCCGUUCUGUUGCUAAAUCAGCCUACUGACCUCCAAGGGGUGCUGGUUGUCGAUAUCGAUUUAAUCAUUAUACUUAAUUCCAUUUUUCCUACAGAAAAUGACAAUGAUACGCUUGCCAGCAGCAAAGGCUUGCUAUUUGACCCAUUCAACUGAUGACGCUCUCAAGCCCGCCGACUUAAUGAAAGGUUUAGCAUGGGUAAGUGCCAUAUACAGUUAAAUCAUCUUUGUGAUUCAAGCCAAUUGGAUCGUCAGGAAGUUUACGAGAUAAAAUGCUAGCUCACAAAAACCAUUAGUUUUCCACCGCGGCUGCCCUGGUGUCUGGAUUCCUAUCGCUUUAAUACUUGUCUUUCUUUUAUGGUUAGGUACCUCCUAAAACAGAUGGAGGGUUGCCUAAGGCUCGAACUGACAUAAACCUAACAGUUGUAGGAACUCUUGAAGACCGAUCAGAGCUAAGUGAUGAAAUGGCACGUUUGUGUGCCAAGCUGCCAGUCUACGCAAUGGUGAAAGGAAACGUAAAGCCCAUUGACUUUAGCGAAACAAGACAAACA
This is a messenger RNA of Porites lobata, 1790 nucleotides long. The record is from the annotation of a GenBank genome assembly. NCBI's taxonomy places the organism in Eukaryota, Metazoa, Cnidaria, Anthozoa, Scleractinia, Poritidae.